AUUAUCAUAACAUACGGAGGAAGAGAAAAUAAGCUGCACUAAGAGAAGGGAAGGACAUGUACUUUAAAAGGCUUACCAUUCACAUGACGGGGAGAAGGCCAGGCCACGUAGCCUAGCGCUCUACAGCACUCUGUCACUCCGUGUACCGUAUUUAUCUACCUGUCUGUCUGCCUGUGAGUGGCAAUGCUGUGCUGGGGCGGUUCAGCUCGGGGUCAGCUGGGCCUCGGCGUGUCAGAGGCUGCUGUGUUCGAGCCACGAAGCUGCAGCGUGUUUGAUGGAAGGGGACUGAAAGAGGUGGCCUGCGGCGCCCAACACUCGAUCUUCCUGAUGCAUGAUGGGAGUGUGUACACUUGUGGGUCCAAUAGUCAUGGUCAGCUGGGUCAUGAGAAGUCUGGAGCCAAGCCAGAGCUGGUGGGGGCGCUGGAUGCCCAGAAGAUUGCAAGUGUGGCGUGUGGGCAGGCCCACUCUUUGGCACUGAGUGAAAAGGGGCAGGUGUUUGCAUGGGGGGGCGGCGAGGGCGGGCAACUCGGCCUCGGCACAGUGGAGGAAGCCGUCCGAGUGCCCAGGUUAAUAAAAAAACUGUGCGAGCAUCGUAUUUCACAAGUCAUGUGCGGCAACCAGCACUGCAUAGCGCUCUCUAAAGAUGGUCAGCUCUUCACAUGGGGUCAGAACUCAAGUGGUCAGCUUGGAUUGGGAAAGGGGGAGCCGAACUCUCUGUCUCCUCAGCCCCUAAAGUCUCUUAGUGGGAUCCCAUUGGCUCAGAUCAGCGCUGGAGGAGACCACAGUUUUGCCCUGUCUCUGUCCGGGGCCGUUUUUGCCUGGGGCAGGAACAGUGCAGGACAGCUGGGGCUCAACGAUGAAGAAGAUCGGGCUGUUCCCUGCCACAUCAAAUUCCUGCGCUCCCAGAAGGUGGUCUACAUCAGCUGUGGGGAGGAGCACACAGCCGCCCUGACCAAGGACGGAGGCUUGUUUACAUUUGGAAAUGGGUCAAGAGGACAACUGGGCCAUGACUCCAUCAAUAAUGAGCCUCUGCCACGCAGGGUUCUGGAGCUUAUGGGCACAGAGGUAUCCCAAAUUGCAUGUGGCAGGAACCACACCUUGGCUUUUGUACCCUCCACCGGUCUGCUGUAUGCCUUUGGGUGUAAUGCUCAGGGUCAGCUUGGCUUAGGGACAAGAGGAAAUGUCAAGAUCCCCAUGCCAGUUCGAAACAUCUUCCCUCGUUAUCUCGAUACAAAACAGCCUGGCGUCAGCAGGAUUCACUGCGGAGGUGACCAAAGCUUCCUGGUGCUGUCACAUGACAAGUGCUGCCCAGAAGAUUUCCGCAUUAUCAACACAUCCAGAAGUAUCUCUCUGAUUAAUAAGGAAAGUCUAAACAGUUGGAGAAUGAAGCUCGUGGACAACGCUGACUCCAGCAUAACGAAUGACAUAAUUCUGCUCUUGUCAUCAACUGCAUGCUGGAAUGCCAGCUUUCUGGACCAGAGUGAUGAUGGCCAUUUUAAAACCAACCCCAAAGUGCCUGGCAUCGACCUGAACUCCGUCAGGCUUUUGUUUGAGAUACUGAUGAAACCGGCUUACUCACGGCUGCUGGAGCAGACCACAAAGAGCUUUGAGAGUCUUCUGAUUCCUCAGCUUCCCUGUUCUCCUCCGGAUGUAGAGGCCAUGCGCAUCUACCUGAUCCUCUCCGAAUGUCCAGCUCUGCAUGACUCCAAAAACUACAUCUCCCUCACCAUCCCCCUGGCUAUGGCCAUUCUCAGACUGGACGCCAACCCCAGCAAAGUGCUGGAUAACUGGUGGUCACUGCUUGACUGUGAGGUCUUCUCCAGACUGGUGGAGAUGUACAAGAGUAUUGUGGUGUUUCUGCUCACUGGUGGCAAGGCGCUUCUCAUCCCUGUGUUUCUGGAGAGCUACAUCAAUGCUACACUCAAACUGCUGGAGAAACUGCACAAGGUGAACCAAAAAGCCCAUCAUGUGGAGUAUAGCAGCUUCUACAUUCCUGACAUCACCAGCCUGGUGGACAUCCAGGAAGACUACCUCAAAUGGUUCUUGAGCAAAGCUGAGAUCAAACUGAGAUCUCAUCCAGUGCAGGGCUCUUUCAUGUUAUGUGCCUAUCCAUUCAUAUUAAACGCUCAAGCCAAGACAACCAUGCUGCAGACUGAUGCUGAGCUGCAGAUGCAGCAAGAAGGUCCUGGGUUGGAUUCCCAGGUGGAGCGGUCCGGGGCCUUUCUGUGGAGCUCCGGUUUUCUUCUACAGUACAAAGACAUGCAAAUGGCAGUGAGUGGUGCCAACCUGCACAACGUCUUCAUGCUGUUGACACUAGAACCCUUGUUGGCACAAAACCCUUUCCUUGUACUCCAUGUGCGUCGGGAUCACUUGGUCAGCGAUGCACUGCGUGAGCUGACCGUCUACAAUGACGUGGACCUGAAAAAGCCCUUAAAGGUCAUCUUUGACGGAGAGGAGGCGGUGGAUGCAGGAGGAGUCACUAAGGAGUUCUUCUUGUUGCUGCUUAAGGAGCUGAUGGAUCCAGUCUAUGGCAUGUUUACCCAUUACCCAGAGUCCAACCUGCUCUGGUUCUCUGAUAAAUGUUUCGUGGAACACAACUGGUUCCAUUUGAUCGGGAUCAUCUGUGGUCUGGCCAUCUACAACUCCACCGUGGUGGAUCUGCACUUCCCUCUUGUUCUUUAUAAGAAGCUUCUAGAUGUGACUCCUGUUCUGGAUGACCUGAAGGAGCUGUCGCCAACCGAGGGCAGGAGUCUCCAGCAGCUGUUGGAUUAUAAGGGAGACAAUAUUGAGGACACCUUCUGUCUCAACUUUGCUAUUAGCCGAGAGUAUUACGGGGUAACUGAGGUGAAAGAGCUGAUCCCUGGUGGAGAGAACAUUACCGUGGAUAAAUCCAACAGAGAGGAGUUUGUACAGUCGUACCUGCGCUACGUGUUCACCGACUCAGUAAAGGAGCUGUACUCAGCAUUCGCCAGCGGGUUCUUAAAGGUGUGUGGUGGGCGGAUCCUCUCCCUGUUUCAGCCCUCUGAGCUCAUGGCCAUGGUGGUAGGAAACAGCAGCUACAACUGGGAGGAGCUGGAGAAGAAUGCGAGCUACAAAGGCGAGUUCUCGGCCUCGCACCCCACAGUGCAAAUGUUUUGGGAGGUGUUCCAUGAGUUUCCUUUGGAGAAGAAAAAGCAGUUCUUGUUGUUCCUGACGGGCAGCGACCGGAUUCCCAUCCACGGCAUGUCCAGCCUGCGCAUCGUCAUCCAGUCCACGUCGGCCGAGGAGAACUUCCUUCCUGUAGCUCACACCUGCUACAACCUGCUGGACCUGCCGUGCUACAGGAGCAAAGAGACGCUGCGCUCCAGGCUCACCCGCGCCAUCGAGCAGUACGAGGGAUUCAGUCUGGUCUGAGGAGGGCGCUACGCUCUCACACUCUCGCACUUUCACAUUAAACUAACAGGAAAGAA
Molecule: messenger RNA, 3449 nt
Organism: Trichomycterus rosablanca
Lineage: Eukaryota; Metazoa; Chordata; Actinopteri; Siluriformes; Trichomycteridae
Product: probable E3 ubiquitin-protein ligase HERC3
Exons: 26
Coding region: 184-3393 (1069 amino acids)
Biological process (GO): protein ubiquitination; ubiquitin-dependent protein catabolic process
Cellular component (GO): cytoplasm
Molecular function (GO): ubiquitin protein ligase activity
Source: RefSeq, a predicted model, not a curated record